CUAUUCUGUUGCAGGAAGAAGACGUCCUGGCUUCACUAACAACGAUUCUAACGGGAUAAACACUAGCCAUUAAAGCACCUUCAGCGGUAUAAAGAUGUCGCGAAAACCCCGAACAACAGCUGCCAAGGCUGUGGAGUACAAAGAUAUAGACUCCGACCUGUCGUUUUGCCAGUCACAGAGUAGCGAUGAGGAUGGUGAUGAAUGGAGGCCACCAGAGCAAAAAGCUCCCCCCAAGACUACCAGAGCUGCUGCAACAGAGAGGAAAGCAGCUGCCAAGAGACCUGCUAAACCAAAAGAGCCCAAAGCCCCUAAAGUACCCAAAGCCCCGAAAGAGCCCAAAGCUCCUAAAGUGCCCAAAACGAAGGAGCCCAAAACCGUCAAAGUACCUAAAGAGCCCAAAGUGCCUAAAGAGCCUAAGCCAAGAGCACCACGCAAACCUGCAGCAGGGCGUAAAGCACAGGUAUCCAAAAAUCUAAAGGAUUCUGUUUCAUCUGGAUUGGCUGAAACAAAGAACAUAGUGAAGGAUGACAGUGCUGGAGAAACACAAAGUGCUUGUCCAGAGGAAGAGAGGGUAGAAGCGACUGGUACAAGUAUCAGAACGAAGGAAGAGAGAAUAUCAUUUAUUGUGUCAGAUGCCCAGCAGGCUAACACAUGGGCAGAUGAGGGGACAUCACUAUUCGCUCUGAAAGUAGAGAAACAGGAAGUGAAAGAAGAGGAUUUCACUUUUGAUGAGCCUUGUCUAAAGAAGCAGAAGACCAGUGGUGCCUGUCUGGGAAAACCAACUGUUUUACCAACAUCAGAGGCUCAGUCUCUGAGAAAUGAGCUCAACAUGAACUGGGACUUGAUAGAGCUACUGUCCAAGAUGACCUGUGUGGAGCGAUGGGUUUGUGUAAAUAUCAUUGUUCUGCUUCGUGAGGAGAACACAGUGCCGUUCAUGGUGCGCUACCGCAAAGAGAUGAUUAACCACAUGGAUGCCGAUGCUGUACGAGACGUCCAGAUGGUGUAUGAGGAAUUAUGCUGUCUGGCCAAGAAGACCCAGUCUGUAAUCCAGACCCUGAAGAAGGAUGGAGUUUUGACAGCUGAGCUGGAACAAAACCUGAGGAGCUGUCAGUCUGCUGAUGAACUGGAUCAUGUGUAUUCACCCUAUAAAAAAGGCAGCAAGUUGACAAAAGCUCGCAGGGCCAAAGCACUUGGCCUUGAGGACGCUGCCUCUGCACUGAUGGAAUCACCACACACUCUGGAUUUAAAUGCAUGGGUAAAAGAUGGUGUUGAAGGUCUAUCAUCGAUGGAAGAAGUCGUUACAGGUGUGGAGCAUAUCUUAGCUGAUAUAAUAUCAAAAGACCCUGACACACUCACCUACUUGAAGACAUUAUGUGAGAAGAGCUUUGUGACCCUCCAGUCCUCUGUUUCUAAGUCAGCCCUAAAGGAAAAAGAAGAAAAUAAACCGUUCCAAGGCCACAACAAAUCAGGAGCUGAGCAAAACAAAAACAAGGACAUUGACAAGUUCCACCUCUAUUUUGACUUCAACUGCAACGUCCAGCGCAUCCAGCCUCAUCAGACGCUGGCUAUUAACCGAGGUGAGAGUCUGAAGAUUCUGACAGUGAAGGUGAACAUUCCCGACAGGGUGAAGAGCGACUUCAUGCGGUGGUGCAUAAACAACAGGUGGAGGCCAAAGACAUUUGCAAGAGAAGAACUUCGUACAAUCAUCAAGAAUGCAGUAGAGGACUCUUAUAAAAGGCUUAUUCUGCCUUUCCUCACUAGGAAUUACAGGACCAAGCUGACAAGUGCAGCACAGAAGGAGUCAAUCGCAAUGUUCGGCCGCAACCUCCGCCAGCGCCUGUUGGUCUGUCCGGUCAGGGGCUGUGUCAUCAUGGGUGUGGACCCCGGCUUCAGACAUGGCUGUAAACUGGCUGUCCUCUCCCCCACUGGUCAGAUUCUCCAUACUGAUGUUGUGUACCUGCAUAAUUCAGGCCAGCAAAGAGAAGCUGACAAACUGCGCCACCUCAUGAUCAAAUACAGUUGUAGCAAGGUUGUCAUUGGCAAUGGGACAGCGUGUCGUGAGACAGAGUCCUUCUUCGCUGACCUCAUCUCCAGAUGUUACUUCCACCCACUGGAUGUGUCCUACUGUAUAACCAAUGAGGCCGGAGCAUCUAUCUACAGUGUGAGCCCUGAGGCGGUCAAGGAGAUGCCAGAUUUGGACCCUAACCUUAGAAGUGCAGUGUCCAUUGGAAGACGUGUCCAAGAUCCAAUGGCUGAGCUGGUGAAGAUUGAUCCCAAGCACAUAGGCAUCGGUACAUACCAGCAUGACGUGUCAGCUGGAGCUCUGAAGGCAGCGCUGGACGGAGUGGUGCAGGAGUGUGUGAGCUUCGUGGGGGUGGACAUCAACAUCUGCUCCGAGAUGCUAAUGAGGCAUGUAGCAGGCUUAAAUGCGGGCAGGGCGCGGAACAUUGCCGAGUGGAGGGAGCAGAAAGGUCCCUUCAGCAACAGGGAGCAACUCAAACUCGUCAAAGGCAUGGGCCCCAAGACCUUCCAGCAGUGUGCUGGCUUCAUCAGAAUCAACCCUCAAACCCUACACAGUGCCAAAUCGUCCCCUCUCCCUACACCGGCGGUGCCAGACAAACCAGCGGCCAAGAAGUGCAAAGGAAAGACUGGUGUCAACAUAGCGUCCUCAUUUAACCCCCUGGACCAGACCUGUAUACACCCAGAGUCCUACCACGUGGCCCAGAGAUUUCUGUCCCUCGUUGGCGGGAGCCUGGACCAAAUUGGGAGUGCAGUCCUGCGACAGUGUGUGGAGAGCAAAGUCAGGACGAGUGGCGUUGAGGAGCUGGCCCAAAAAGUGGAUACCACACCUGAGACGCUCCAACUCAUCAUAGACGGUCUGACACAGCCCCCUGGGUUCGACAUACGUCAGAAUUUUGGGCAGGCCGACUUUAAGCGGGGCAUUGUGUCGAUGAGCGAUCUGCGGGUGGGUGCGGUGCUGACGGGCCGGGUGGACAACACAACUCUGUUCGGGGCUUUUGUAGAUAUCGGUGUAGGCCGCGCGGGCCUCAUCCACAAGAGCCACAUCACCCUGGACAAGCUGCCCGCCAGCCAGCGACGCCGCAGCCUGGCUCUGGGACCCGGGGAGCGGGUGGAGGUACGGGUCCUGAACGUCGACCCCCAGAGGGGACGUAUCGGGCUGGACCUGAUCAGGGUCCUGCAGUAGAUUCACCUAAUUCACAUCGGACUGGUGACAGAAAAAGCAACUCGAACCUACUGGGAGACAAAUUACUAAUGUUUACAACAGUUGAGUGAGAGCGGACAUCGUUCUUAGAAGAGAGACAACACAUUUACCUUUAACAGGAAACCUGUUUAGUUUAUUUCUAGAAAUAUCCUUUUAGUUCAACAAAUUUCUGUAUUCUUUUCAAGGUUUUGAAGUAUUUAAACCGCACUUACAAAGGAGUGAAUCGAGGAAAUGUAUUUCAUUCCACUCUAAGAAGAGCUGUUGAAACAAACAAACAAAAAACUCCGACUGACCUCCUUACAGUUAGAGGCUGGACCACUUUUUUCCCCAUGAAGAAAAAUUUCCACGUAGUACUCAAUGUCAUGAUUCCUGUUUAUCUUUUCAAGUAAUUUCUUCUGAAAUGAACACUAAACCUGCUAGUCUGUUCUUGUCUGUUGACUUCCUGGUUAGCGUUCUGCACAUCUUUGAUCUUUAGAGGAAACUCGGCGAGGGAGAACCCCUCGUUCUAGCCUCAUAAGUAAUGUUUAUUUUUUUUAUAAACACAAUAAAACAUACACUUUACACACACAGUUAAGUAAAUAUUCAACUCUCCAAACUAUGUACAUAUUUUGUUCUGUAUUUUUCUGCAGAGUUUCUAAAGGAGCCAUGUCUUCUGUAUUAUUUGGUUUCGAGUAGGUUUUGAAAUUAAAAUAUUUCCAAGAUC
Mugil cephalus (flathead mullet) is the source of this 3926-nucleotide messenger RNA. It is a transcript of the gene srbd1, whose product is annotated as S1 RNA binding domain 1. NCBI's taxonomy places the organism in Eukaryota, Metazoa, Chordata, Actinopteri, Mugiliformes, Mugilidae. The transcript is spliced from 21 exons. Gene Ontology annotation, biological process: translation; nucleobase-containing compound metabolic process. Gene Ontology annotation, molecular function: mRNA binding; structural constituent of ribosome. The record is from RefSeq and is a predicted model, not a curated record. The coding region runs from base 95 to 3205 and encodes 1036 amino acids.